AGGACUCUUAUUUAGCAUUUAUAAGCCUCCCAUUACAUUUAAUAAACACAUUAUAAUGUAACAUAAGGAGGACAUAAGUCCUUAUUAAUAUGCAAUUUUGGUGACUUCUCCAGUUAAGACAUAUUUUACAACUGCGUUAUAUUUUCAUUCAUUAUCUGUUUAUAUACCAGUUAUAGUGGCUGCCAAAUAAAUGAAUAAAGCUUACAGCUGCUAACAACUACAUGUUUUAGACCAUUUAUUUUACAUAAAUGGAGGACUAACUAAAGUGUUAGAGAAAACAUUAAAUCGUUGUCAGUCAUUGUAUUGAAAGAGCUUUAAUAUUACCAGUGUUGUAUUUUGAUAUGAUGAUAUGAUUUUUUAUAUUCAUUUUAAUAAAAACAAACUAAAAAGUCCCUAUAAUAUGCAUCAGUGCUUUUAACGUCCACCAGUGCAAAUAAACUCUUUCCCCCUCCUCUAUAAACAAGAAUAGCUAACAUUUAUGUAACCCAUAAUGCCCUAUUUUGGUUGAAUGCAUCUAUGAUCCCUAGUGCUUUUUUUUGAGUGGGCAAUUUUCUUCCACUUUUUUGUCCCAUAAUGUAGCUCAUGACGCAAAACAGGCCUAAAAUGCCGAAGGCACGUGCCGUAAUUGCGCAACUCAUCUCCAUAAUGCCCUCAAAUGACAGGGUAUUUAAACCUGACCGCGGAGGUGAUGGAGGCACACAUACUGCUGGCUCCGGCCCCACUGUGAAGCCUCCAGCAGAGACAUGAAGACAGAGACGGUGGUGCAGACGGCGCCGUUCAGCGGGAGGAAGCAGAGUCUGAUCGAGGAUGCUCGCAGGGAGCGCAGCAGCGGCUCCGCGAGCUCCCCGGGGCCCUCCAGGUACGGAGACAGCUUUGUGUUUGAGGAGAAGGACGGCAGGGUCACUCUGAAUGUCCUGUUCACUCUCAGCAAUGAGAAAAACGCGGGAUUCUUCAAAACUGGGAAAAUAUUCGAGACAUUUGAAGCAAAACUUCUCCACAUUGAAAGUCGACCGGGGAGGAAGUCAAAGAACAGCACAGCAGAGCUGGAGUUCUUCAUGAAGUGUGAAGUUCACAGCUCUGACCUGGACGUUUUCAUCAACUCACUGAAGAGAGUGGCUGACGAUGUUCGCUCCAUACCAGAGGAAAAAGUUCCCUGGUUUCCCCGACAGAUAAAAGACCUCGACAGAUGCAACAUGUUAAUAACCAAAUAUGAUCCGGACAUGGACCAGGACCAUCCAGGAUACAGCGAUCCAGAAUACAGAAAAAGACGGGUUUUCAUCUCUGAGCUUGCCUUCAGUUACAGACAAGGGGACCCGUUGCCCACCGUGGAGUACACAGCAGAAGAAGUGUCCACAUGGAGGGAGGUUUACCGGCAACUGCGGACUAUUUACCCGAGUCUGGCCUGCAGGCAGUUCCUGGACGGUCUGCAGCAGCUGGAGAAAGAAUGUGGCUAUGGAGAGGACCGCAUCCCUCAGCUCAGAGAGGUUUCUGCCUUCCUGAAAGAGAAAACUGGUUUCCAGUUGCGGCCAGUAGCCGGCCUGCUGUCAGCCAGAGACUUUCUCAACAGUUUGGCCUUCAGGGUGUUUCAGUGCACACAGUACAUCCGUCACUCCUCUGCGCCCAUGCACUCCCCUGAGCCAGACUGCUGUCAUGAACUACUCGGCCAUAUUCCCAUGCUGGCAGAUACAGAAUUUGCCCAGUUUUCACAGGAGAUUGGACUUUCCUCGCUCGGAGCUUCAGAUGAAGACAUUGAGAAACUGUCUACGUUAUAUUGGUUUACUGUGGAGUUUGGCCUCUGUAAGCAAAACGGAACGGUGAAAGCUUACGGCGCAGGACUCCUGUCAUCUUACGGAGAGCUUGUUUACGCUCUGUCUAAUGAGCCGGAGUACAAGCCAUUUAUCCCAGAGGAGACCGCAGUGCAGCCGUACCAGGACCAAACCUACCAGCCUGUUUACUUUGUGUCUGAGAGCUUUGAGGAUGCAAAGAUUAAGUUGAGGAGAUACUCUGCAGCUAUCAAGCGUCCCUUUGCAGUUCGCUACGACCCCUUCACUUGCAGCGUAGAGGCUCUAGAUCAGCCCAGCAAGAUCCAAAACGCUCUAGGUCAGAUGAGAGAAGACCUGAAGACCCUUCACAGCGCCUUGGAGAAGCUCAGCUCAUCUUAAGACCAGGGGCAGAUUUCCUGCAGAGAUAAGAAAGUCACACAGACAGAAAAACGUGCAAGCAAAAGGAUGGACAUCUGGCAUGUGUAAACAUUGUGAACAACACAAAAUUCUACUGUAGUCAGGUUUGCGAGGUUCCACAGGGUCAUUUGUUUGUGUCAAUUAUGUAUUAUGUAAAAACAAAAUAAAUGUUUAUUUUCAUGAUGUCAGUGUUUUAUAUUCCAGAGAGACAGAAAAGAUCUCAGAAGAGGUGCUCCGAAGAGAAGUCCAGUGUUUGCCAGCUGUAGUAAUAAGAGAGAG
Molecule: messenger RNA, 2459 nt
Organism: Micropterus salmoides (largemouth bass)
Lineage: Eukaryota; Metazoa; Chordata; Actinopteri; Centrarchiformes; Centrarchidae
Gene: th2
Product: tyrosine hydroxylase 2
Exons: 12
Coding region: 744-2162 (472 amino acids)
Biological process (GO): dopamine biosynthetic process from tyrosine
Cellular component (GO): perikaryon; axon; cytoplasm
Molecular function (GO): iron ion binding; tyrosine 3-monooxygenase activity
Source: RefSeq, a predicted model, not a curated record